Molecule: messenger RNA, 1636 nt
Organism: Drosophila busckii
Lineage: Eukaryota; Metazoa; Arthropoda; Insecta; Diptera; Drosophilidae
Gene: HGTX
Product: homeobox protein Nkx-6.1
Exons: 4
Coding region: 1-1590 (529 amino acids)
Biological process (GO): regulation of transcription by RNA polymerase II; cell differentiation
Cellular component (GO): nucleus
Molecular function (GO): DNA-binding transcription factor activity, RNA polymerase II-specific; RNA polymerase II cis-regulatory region sequence-specific DNA binding
Source: RefSeq, a predicted model, not a curated record
AUGGAUCUCAUCAAUCCCUAUAUGCGUCAUCAUAGCUUUGCCGCUGCCGCUUCGGCCAGUCCGCCGUCGGCGGCGCGUCAUCAUUUGGCAGCGGCGGCUGCAGCGGGUCUAAGCAAUGGAUUCGCCGAUGUGCAUGCCCAUGCCAUGGCCGCGGCGGACUAUCAGCAACAGCUGGCGGAUUAUCACAGCGCUGCCGCUGCAGCGGCUGCUUAUGCCAACAAUAACAACAACAACAACAACAAUAGCAACAAUAGUCCAUUGAUGCUGCUGAAGGCGGCACAGGGCGCGGCACGACUGGACGCCAAGUCAUCGGCAGAGGAUUCGCCCUCGACUACGCCGCCGCCCAACACAUCGCGUCUGCACUCGGAGUCGUCGCCCUCGCCGCGCUAUGAGCACAACUCCAGCCCCGGUGUGGAUAGCGCCAAGUCGUUUGCGCUUAGUCAACGCAGCAGCGGCGGAGAGGAUCAUUGUCAGAACAGCGAGUCCAGUCCGCCGCCGCCGGAUUACAGUCCGGAGAAUCUCAGCAGUCGCAAGUAUCAGCAUCAGAGCAGCGCGCUCAAUCCGCUUAGUCUACAUCACAACAACAACAACCACAACAACAUUAACAACAACAACAAUGCUGUACACCAACACAACAACAACAACAACUUGGAGCACAAGCUGCCGCUAAGUUUUCUGGGUCCGCCGCUGGCGGCGCUGCAUUCGAUGACUACAGAAAUGAAGACUGCACAGAGCGUGGGCGUGGCUGGUGUUAUGGGCGCUGCAGGCGGCGGCGCUAGCAGUGGAAAUAGUCUGGGCUAUGGCCACAGUCCCAAUUCACAUUUGAUCAGCGAUCGCGUGUCCGGCUCCGGCAGUUCGAGCAGCUCAACAACAACAAACACACAAGGCGCAGCCAAUCCGCAUGGCAUCGAUACGAUACUAUCGAAACCACCGCCGGUCACAUCGGCGGGUCUAAGUGCUUUAACGGGAGCUGGCAUUCCACGCUUCUCUAUUGCUGCCGCAGCCGCUGGCAUGGCGCAAUAUUUGUCCCAAAGCCAAGGAGCGCCAUUGAAAACACACGCUGGACACAUUGUGGAUCGCACGCAUCUUUACUGGCCUGGACUGCAAGGACUGGUGGCCAAUCCUAUAGCGUGGCGUGAGCGUCUAUCGAAUACAAUGUCUGCGAAUCUCUCACAAUCGCAUCAGCAUCAUCCAUCGAACGACAAGGAUGGCAAGAAGAAACACACCCGCCCAACAUUUAGUGGUCAGCAGAUAUUUGCGCUGGAGAAGACGUUCGAGCAGACGAAAUAUUUGGCUGGGCCGGAGCGUGCCAAGUUGGCAUAUGCCUUAGGAAUGUCCGAAUCGCAGGUUAAGGUUUGGUUUCAAAAUCGUCGCACCAAAUGGCGCAAACGUCAUGCGGCGGAAAUGGCCACGGCCAAGCGGAAACAGGACGACAUGGGUGGCGACAACGAUGGCGACUGCAGCGAGACUAUGGAUAGCGAUAAUGAAAGUCUGGACAUGGGCGAAUCGCCGGCCCAAAGCAAAAGAAGUCGCAGCAGCAGCAGCUCCCAGCAGCAGCAGCAGCAGCAGCAGGAUAAUUAUCGUCAUUAAAACGAAUUUACAAAUAAAUGAGAACGGGCAAGGAUAUUAUAACUAA